AAUGGAGAAGGCGAAUGAAGCGGCAGUUUUUUAGCAAAGACUAUAAAUGAAAGACAGCAAUUCCACUGACAUUUCAAACAAACAAACCCAAAAAAAAAAAUCCUUCGAAGAAAUUUCCGUUGUUGCCCAUAAUUUCAUUAACAAAACAAUUUUUCGUUUUCGAUUCUUUGAAAACAUACAAUCACAGCUACUCAAGGCGGUGGCUACGUUUCAAACCACAACAUCGGCAUCCCACUUCCUCUUUUAACAAAUAUUAUUAUUCUAAGUAUUCAGAACUAGAAGAAUGAGGAGAAAAAUGAAAGGAAGGAUUUCAAGAAUUGGAAGUUAUGCAAUAGCUUCUUCAAUCAGAGACCACAAUCAACAUCAACAGCCAUGCAUUACUUGUACUACGUUCAACAUUCUUGCUCCUAUUUACAAGCGUCUCUCCAAUGAGGAUCCAAGUUGCCGUGAAAGUGACUAUAGGGGAUAUUGGUUGGCCAGGAAUCAAAGAAUUUUGGACGUCUUGUUAUAUGAAAGAUCUUCCAUUAUUUGUCUUCAGGAGUUUUGGGUGGGAAAUGAAGAGCUUGUUAAUAUUUAUGAGAAGAGAUUAGGGGAUGCUGGCUACCUCCAUUUCAAAUUGGGCCGAACCAACAAUCGCGGUGAUGGUCUGCUGACUGCUGUGCACAAGGACUACUUCAGAAUUAUCAACUAUAGGCAAUUGCUUUUUAAUGAUUGUGGAGAUCGUGUUGCUCAGUUGUUACAUGUUGAAUUAGUAGCCCCCUUUUCACAGUGUCGAAGUGGCGAUGUUCGGCAAGAACUUCUUAUUGUGAAUACCCACUUGUUAUUUCCUCAUGAUUCUAGUCUCUGUAUAGUACGAUUGCAUCAGGUAUACAAAAUUCUGCGACAUGUGGAAUCAUAUCAGAAAGAGUACAAUCUUAAUCCCAUUCCCAUCAUUCUAUGCGGUGAUUGGAAUGGCAGCAAACGUGGGCAUGUUUACAAGUUCCUCAGAUCCCAGGGUUUUGUAUCAUCGUAUGAUACUGCUCACCAGUACACAGAUGCAGAUGCACAUAAGUGGGUUAGCCACCUCAAUCAUCGGGGCAACAUAUGUGGUGUGGAUUUUAUAUGGCUUCUUAAUCCCAACAAAUACCGUAAAUUACUAAAAACAAGCUGGAGUGAAGCAGUAUUUGGCAUGUUUAAGUAUCUACUUCGGAAAGCUUCUCUUACAGAAGAUGAUGCAUUUGCCUUUUUAAAGGCUGAUAAUGAUGGUGACUACAUUACCUGCUCAGGUUUCUGUGAAGUUCUUCAACAGCUUAAUUUAACUGGCCAUUGCCAUGGUCUCACUGUAGAAGAGACUAAGGAUUUGUGGGUCCAAGCAGACAUCGAUGGAAACGGUGUUGUUGAUUAUAAAGAAUUUAAGCAACGGAUUUGGAAUCCUACAUCAUCAGAUCAAGGAGAUGAAAUUGGUAGUGAAGUCAGAGAAGGUGUUGUAAAGGGUAAUCAGGAGCAAACAAUUGGUUUUAGCGUGAAGAAUGCAGUUCUCUUCCCUCCUGAAGUGGAGAAAGGAAGAUGGCCUGAAAAUUAUUCUCUUUCUGAUCAUGCUCGACUCACUGUAGUGUUCUCCCCAAUAAGAAUGCCCUGUUCUCGGUUAUCCUGAUGAACCUCAUACAGAUCACAACUUUGGUUGGACUUUUCACAGAAAGCACAGAUGUACAAAUUAAACAAGUAGAAAGCCAUGAAAGGUUUGUGCAGUGGAUCCUUAAACGGCCAUUGGAUUCUUCCUUGGAGGCCUAAGUAUUCGACUAUCUGAGCAAUGCUUAACAAUUCUGUCAUCACACCAAUUUGCAAAGGUUGUUCAAUCAUCCAAAGGUAUUUCAGACUAGUCAUCACAUAUUGCUCUCCUCUUUUUGUUAGAGCUCUGGUUCAUUUUGCAGGUUAAACAUGGAAAAAGAAGGAAAUGGGAUAAUGGUGCAUGGUCAGACUAGUCAUUGCCUUGAGAAUUAACACGAGUUUUGUUAUAGCAAGUGGGAUAUUGAUGAAGAAAAUUUUUUAGUGUACAGAUCAUGUAAAAUUUAUAUAUUCAUUAGCUUGUUACUAUUACAUAAUGUGCAGCUCAGUUUUCAUGCUGACUUUCACAUGUUAUGAGAAUUGAAAUUGCUAUUGAAGCCUUUUAAAA
Mangifera indica (mango) is the source of this 2152-nucleotide messenger RNA. RefSeq lists its product as uncharacterized. The transcript is spliced from 10 exons. The coding region runs from base 284 to 1633 and encodes 449 amino acids. Gene Ontology annotation, molecular function: 3'-5'-RNA exonuclease activity. The record is from RefSeq and is a predicted model, not a curated record. NCBI's taxonomy places the organism in Eukaryota, Viridiplantae, Streptophyta, Magnoliopsida, Sapindales, Anacardiaceae.